This is a messenger RNA of Symbiodinium sp. CCMP2456, 888 nucleotides long. The record is from the annotation of a GenBank genome assembly. Lineage: Eukaryota; Dinophyceae; Suessiales; Symbiodiniaceae.
AUGGUCACGAAUUUGACGAAGGCCGGGGAGUCGCUUAUUAUCUUUGACAAAAGCCAUGCAGCCGCAGAGGCGGUGGCAGGCGAAGCGGUCAGAGCAGCAACAAGUGUGGCAGAGGUUGCUCAGAAUGCGGAGGUGGUCUUCUCUGCAUUGCCAGACGACAAUGUGCUGCAGGCAGUGUCUUCGGAGCUUCUGCCGGCUUUGGCAGCUCGAGGCGGUCGCCCGAUUCAUGUCUCUUGCUCGACCGUGUCGCCGAGCAUUUCACGGUCCUUGUCUGAGGCGUAUGCAGCCAGAGCCGUGGGCUUCGUGUCCGCUCCCGUCUUCGCACGUCCUGAUGGAAUGCGACGUGGUGAAGCAACAUUCCCGGUGAGCGGACCAGGCUGGGCGAAGAGCAGGGUGGUCCCCUUGCUGCAGAAGACUGCGCUUGGUGUUCAUGAUUUUGGCGAGGAUGCGGGUGCAGCCAACGUGGUCAAGCUUGGCGGGAAUUUCCUUAUUGCUGCUGCGAUUGAAUCGAUGGCGGAGGCAUCGGCACUGGCAGAGAGCUAUGAUGUUGACCGGGAGAAAUUCAUGUCCCUGAUGUCCUCUACCAUUUUCGACUGCUUGAUUUACAAAGGAUACGGUCAUCGUGUAGCUGCCAGAGACCAUCACCCUUACCCAGAUGCCCAUUUUGCACUGGACUUGGGCAGCAAGGACGUUUCGCUUGUGCAUCUCGCGGCUGCACAGGCACGCUGCCCAAUGCCACUGGCUUCCCUACUCCGUGAUCGGUUCGUGGCAUCGCAGAAUGCCGGAAGAGGCAAGCUUGAUUGGUCGGCCGUGGCACUAAAGGCCUCAGAAGAGGCAGGCAGCAAACAGGUUGCCGAUACCAUCCGGAGCCUGCAGGGGCUCGAGUGA